Molecule: messenger RNA, 448 nt
Organism: Hypoxylon fragiforme
Lineage: Eukaryota; Fungi; Ascomycota; Sordariomycetes; Xylariales; Hypoxylaceae
Exons: 2
Coding region: 1-411 (136 amino acids)
Source: RefSeq, a predicted model, not a curated record
AUGCUCGUCAACGCCCGAGUCAUCUUGGCUUCAGCCUGCCUACUCUCACCCACCUUGGGCCGAGUCCGAGCCCAAGAGACCGAAGUCUCUUGGCUCCGAGAGGCCACCAAGAACAACGACGAAUCUCAGUCGAAGAAUGAGGUCUAUGAUCCCGCCAACAACAAUAUCAGCGAAGUCAGAACCGCUGAGGGCCUUGAUAUCUCCAAGGCUAUAGCCGCCAUCGACGCUGAGAUAGAUAAGCGCGUAUCAAUUGGAAAGGGCUGGCCGUUCUGGACUUACCCCAGCGAUGACGACGAUGAUGACAAGAAAGACAAUGGCACGGCAUCUCACGGCAUCAGUAUUGGCAAGAGAGACUUGUCUCUCCCAUUGUCUGCCGCCAUCGGCCUGGCCGUCAUGGCUGCGUUGCUCUAGGCGAUAGGAGUUGUGGGCUAUCUAGGAACUGAACGAC